Coregonus clupeaformis (lake whitefish) is the source of this 1908-nucleotide messenger RNA. RefSeq names its product transmembrane inner ear (gene tmie). The coding region runs from base 400 to 921 and encodes 173 amino acids. The transcript has 4 exons. NCBI's taxonomy places the organism in Eukaryota, Metazoa, Chordata, Actinopteri, Salmoniformes, Salmonidae. The record is from RefSeq and is a predicted model, not a curated record.
CCUCCCUACCUCCCGUUCCUGGCAGAAUGGGCUGUAAACUACACCGGUCCUAUUAAUUAAUUAAUGACCCUAACUGAAGGGGCUGGCUAGUGGCUCGUGGAGCUGUCUACAGGAAGACAGUGUGGUGUGUUAUAGUUGUGUAUGGUGCUCUGUGUUGGGAGGGAGAAGUAAAGGGGAGGAGAGGCAGAGGCAGUACACCAGAUGAGAGGAGAGAGGACACCCACCGUCCCCGUCAGCACCCCUCUCUGACCAUCAAUCACCCAGGCCAUUGUGGUCCUGUCCAGGGUAGCCUACAGCGCAGCCACCCAGCCCAGCCACCCAGCCAGGCAGGCAGAAGAGAGGAGGGGAGAGAGGGGGCAAGGAGCUGUAGCCUGCAGGGAGAAAGGAAGGGGGGAAACAAUGGCAGCCAGGGAACGGCCUUCUUCGUGUCCCCCUCCCCAGCCGGCGCUGCUGGGAUUGGGGGCAGCGCUGCUCUCCUUCUGCAUCUCCACUGUAUUCUCCCAGGUCCCAGACCCAGAGCUUUUACCGACAGAUCCCCCAAAGAAGCCAGACCCAGUCACUUCAGAAACAGUUGUGUUCUGGGGACUGCGGUUAUGGCAGGUCAUUGGCAUCUUCUCUAUGUUUAUUCUAGCAGUCAUCAUUACCCUAUGCUGCAUCUUCAAAUGCCGUAUCCCCAGGACAAAGAAGGAGAUUGAGGCGCGACACGCUCAGAGAGUAGCAGCUAAGGACUACGCCAACACACUGGAGACAGUGCCUCCUCUCAACGAGCUCACAGAGAUCCCAGGAGCCCUCCCGGACACUGCAUCCCUCCCGACGGUCUCUGAGCAGGUCCAGGCUCGCAGCGCCAGCAGCAGCCAGCUCCCAGUGGUGAGAGAGGAGGAGGAGCUCACUGACCCCUUUACUCAACCUGAGACGGGAUGACUUUCCUCCCUCCUUCUCCUCCUCCCGGCCCCCCUCACUCAGCCUGAGACUGGAUUACGUCCAUCCCUCCGUUUCCUCUUUCUUCUUAUCUCUUCUCACCUUCCCUCUCUCCCCAUUCCUAUUUAUCUUCUGACAAAGUGGGCAAUCCACUAGAGGGAAUAUUGGAGCAUGCAGCUCAGCAUUCAGUAAUUCACAAAAAAGGUUUGAAUAGCUUAAUAGAAUAGUUCAUUGAAUAGCUCAGCGUUCAUCGUUACUUCCCAGAAAGAAUGACUUGGACAUUGUUGAGAAUGUUGCCUGCUGAAGAGUUACAAUUGUAGGUGUUAAGUACUUGAAAUGGGCUAUUACCUGAUCUGCUCUUUGUUGAUAUACUCAUCCUUGUCGAUCACACAUUGAUUGUACGUUGGACACUGCAAGUUCAGUAUCUGGUAGCCAACUGUGGAUGAUGAAAAAAUAGAGUUGAAUCUUUUGUCAGUGAUGUUGCACGUCUAUGCCUGUCAUUCGUUGUUUGUCAUUCACUAUUUUUCCUUCUCUUUCUCUGACUCAAUCUGUAAGCUUGGCUUUGAAUAAAUAUAGCUUCCCUUUUAUAUAAGCUUAUACAGUAACAACCGUGAUAACCAAAUAAUAAAAAAAUAACCCUGGUCCUGGAGAGCUACAAGGUACUCAGGCUUGUUCUCGACCUAGAACCAACCAUGUCUUAAUUGUUAGUCGAAUCGCAUGUUUUAGUGUUUAAAAAAAUGCCUGCACACCAUGUGUAGAUCAUCCAGGUCUAUGGUUGGUGGCCACUGACAUACUGUCCUUGUUGUGUUAUCUCUGUCUUGUUUCUGCACAUGCCUUCUGUCCUCUCGAAGUAUCACACAGGUUUACAUGGGCAUACAUCAGUCUAAAAUAUAUACAUUGCACAUUUAUCUAGAAUGAGAGACACCACAAUAUCAGUAUUAUACCACAAUAUCAGUAUUAUUAUUUUUACAAUUAUCAUAAAUAAAAUUA